AUGGCUUUUGGGUACCGUACUCCAGCAAGCGACGACAAAAAUCUGCUGGAGAUGUUCGAAAACUUUGAUGAGCUUUCCAGGCUGACUGGAAGCCAAUCCGCCGCCAUUCUCGACCUAUUCCCCAUUGCUAGAGUUUUACCCGAUUUUCCUGUCCCCGUUCGGCGACUGGGAAGAGAGUACCACGAGAGAGAGAAACGAUUGUUCAUGAAGCACUUCUUGAAUGCCCGUGAGCAGCUGAGCAGCGGAACGUCGAAGCCAUGCUGCGCCAUUGAUCUUCUUCGGACGCAAAAAGAAUAUGGAUUCUCCGAUGAGUUUGGCUGCUACUUAAGUGGCUCUCUCUUGCAGGCCGGCUCCGAAACGACGGCCAUCAUAUUGACCGGCUUCUUCCAAGCGAUGCUAGUCUUUCCCGAAGUUGCCAAAGAGGCUCAAGCGGAAAUUGACCGUGUCUGCGGAGACCGUCUGCCUGAUCUAAACGACUAUCCAGAUUUGCCUUAUAUCCGCGCUUGUAUGAAAGAGAGCUUGCGCUGGAUGCCUGCUACUGCUCUGGGUGUACCACACGCUGUGACCCAGGACGAUUCGUACAUGGGCUAUCAUAUCCCCAAGGAUGCAGGAGUGAUUCUAAAUGUCUGGGCUAUUCACAAUGAUCCGGAGCGACACCCUGAUCCACGAAGAUAUAAUCCUGCUCGAUGGGCAGGCGACAACCAAAAUUCCGCCCAAGCAGCAGUCAACCCAGAUCCCACCAAGCGCGAUCAUUUUGUCUUUGGUGCCGGUCGAAGAUUGUGCCAAGGAAUGCACAUUGCUGAUCGAUCGAUUUUUCUAGCCAUAUCUCGUACACUCUGGGCGUUUGAUCUAAAACGACCAGUGGAUAGAGAAACAGGAAAUGAAAUCAUCCCAGAUGUUGAUAACAUCAAAGACGGUCUGUUCAUAUCUCCUAUGCCAUUUUCAGCCAAUAUUGCUCCUAGAAGCGAGAGUCGUGCUGCAGCAGUCAAGCAAGAAUGGAAUGCCGUUGCUGAGUUGCUUGAUGAUGAGAUGCAGUGGAAGACUGUUCCAGCAGGGCUCAAGUGGAAAGAUUAUGAGCCUCUGGACGGCGAGAAUGAAGAUUCGCUUGAGUCACUCUCUUGA
Messenger RNA from Trichoderma aggressivum f. europaeum, 1122 nucleotides. RefSeq lists its product as uncharacterized. The record is from RefSeq and is a predicted model, not a curated record. The transcript is spliced from 5 exons. Lineage: Eukaryota; Fungi; Ascomycota; Sordariomycetes; Hypocreales; Hypocreaceae. Gene Ontology annotation, molecular function: oxidoreductase activity, acting on paired donors, with incorporation or reduction of molecular oxygen; monooxygenase activity; heme binding. Bases 1 to 1122 code for a protein of 373 amino acids.